GUUUUCUGAUAUAGAAUGGUGUAUAUUUAUUUCUGUAACAUGUUCCAGCGUACAGUUGCACAAAUUGACAACAUUAUGGCUUAAUAUGCAAGCAAGUCUUAACUGGAGUCAGGUGAGUUUCAGUUUAUAUUACAGCCUCGUCUUCAGUUUCAAAACAACAGUUCACAUUUUUAGAGAAUAAACAAUGCAAGACACAAACUGAACAAGUGAUCUCCUUACAGGAGACAACUGUAAAAACCUGUCAUAAGCAGUUUUGAGCUGCUUUUUACUGUGUCAAUUUGUUGCAAUUUAUCAGCGUAGACAUAACCAUAAUGGGUAAUAAUUUUUCCAUUUUCUUUGCUUAAUAACCCAAAUGUUUGCCCCUUUUCUUCAUUGCUAUGUUUGACUUUUUGUGUUUUUUUGAGAUGCCAACAAUGUCUGUAUUUUUUUUAUCAUAGAACAAAAUGAAAACAAAGAGAUUCUUUUGAUGACUAAAAAUGUUAACAUCAUAUAAUUUUAUAAAACAGGCACAUCCUGGGUUUCAGCACACCUGGUUUUUUGUUUCAAUUUGUAAUUAUAUUGUGACUAAAGAUUCAGUAAAAUUACACUGAUAGAUUAAGAUUUUAAAAGAUCUUAAAUUAAUUGUAGUGCGCUUUUAAUUUGCCUGAAGUCGUUGCGAACAUUUGUUUCACUUUAUUAUGUUUUAGCUGUUUGGUCAUAGGCAGACUACGUUGACAAGUCAUUUCUAUUAACAAGGUUAAAGUGUGAAAAACUCAUUUACAAAGAAGACAGAUCAAAACACUAUUGAAUUACUAUUUCUAUGUCUUUAAAAGAAAUAAAAUGAAGUACCUGAUUUAAGAAAAAACAAUUUAAGAUGGAAAGAAGCUAAUAUGAGUGAUAUCUCAUUUAAUUAUUGCAGAACUAGUUUGACUAAACAUAACUGGCUUUCGCAAAUGAAUAUUUUACAUCACUCACUGAAAGAUUGGUAAUUAGUGUUCUUCCCAGACUCUGAAUAAUUAAGCUUACACAAAUACUGAUGGUGAGCAUAUACAGUAAUGGUUAAAAAAAGGACACCCUUGAUAAGUUUGAGGAUAUGCAUGUUUAAAAUUUUAACCUCAAGUGUACAAAAACCACACACCAUAUCAUUAUUUAUUAAACAAAGAUGAAGUCCAAAUGAAAAUGUUUCUGAAAAAUUAAGUUCAUCUCAAAAAAACUAGAAUUUAAUUAGGGUGUGCUUUUUUCACAGUUACACGACCUAAUUCUAGAGGAAAAUACAUGAAAGGCACGGUCUUUAAGACUAUCCGUUAAACCGCAAACAAUUUUUCUUUUGAAAUCCUUCUGAAGUUUUCUUGGGCCAAUAGUAAUGUCUACCAUUUAUAUGAACCCACUUACACUUUAUACACCUCUUAAAUUGAUUUACACACUUUUGGGGACAGGUUGCCAUUCUUAUUUAGACACUUUUCAAAAUAAAAUUAAGAAACUCUGAAGAGAGAAACGGUUGUUUUACUGAAGAUUUCAUUGACAGCCAUGGGAGUUUCAGAGUUGACAUGGUCCACUUUAGAGAAACUGAAUUUUUUUUAUUCAUAACCCUGGUAUUUUUACCUCUUUUAGGCUGGGUUCCAGUGUUAAUUAAUGUUUUAGACAAUAAAUAACACAACCAUCUACCCUAACAACCAAUGAUGUAUUCCUGAUUUACAACAUCUUUGUCGUUACAGUUAUAUGAAUUUGAGAUGGAUCUCUACCAAUGGCAGAAACCUGAGCCAAACCGAAAAUAAUGAGCAGUAAAAUGUAAAUCCUUCAAAGAACUGAAUAUAUAAUAAUUUUAUUCCAAAUGUUUAUUUACCUACAUGAAGCUUCAGUGCACCGCUGGUGCAAAGGUAAUCCACAACGAGAUGAUGAGAUUUCAGGUAAAAGAAGUCUACUUUAAGGGACCUUUGUGUGUAUUUCUCUUUGUGUCUGCUACAAACACACACACACACACACGCACACACACCCUCAUGCAGCUCCGUUAUUGUUCUCUGGUUGCUAAGUUACACCAGGGGGCAAAACAGGCUGUUUUUAUUUGACCGUAUUGUGCCUGAUGCAACUUUUUGUGGUUUCUCUGCUCACCCCUGCUUCACAAUGAGUCAAGACUAUCACAGACAUGAUGCAAACACCCGGCUCGCCAGGCAAAUCAACUGAGAUGGAGAAAAAAACAAAUCCUGGAGACGUCUGGAGAGAACUGACCCAAAUCUAGAGUUACUGCACGAGAGCAAAUAUGGAGCCAAACUCUAGCAGGGAAACCUCAUCAGACAUUCUCACAAUCCUCACAUAUGAUGGGAGGACUGUCACCAGAAUCAACGUUGCCACACAAACAGGCAGCAGAUAUGGAGACCCCGACUUUGUGCCAAAAUAUGCUUUGCCUGAGAAGAAAGAAGAUUAUGACAGUUCAGAGCAGAGAGCUGACGAUGAGAGUGAGUUGAAGAUAUCCCCAGAUAAUGAAAUGUUGGAUUUGCACAGCAAGGGAACUCCCCACUCUCCUACAGCCUGCCAAGAAGGAACAGUAGAGACCUUAACUAAUCUUGACAAGGGAGAGUCAGAUGGAGAGUCAGAAAAAGAGGAAGAUCAAAGGUCAGUACACACCCCCCAGGAGCAUGAGCUGCAGUCAAAAGAGGAUUCAAAUGAAGCAGGUUGCACAUACUCUGGAUCAUAUUGCAAGCAAAUUAAGGUUUUACCAUCAUUUCCUUUAAUUCAUCUGUGUUGUGAAAUCUUUAACAUUACAGGACAAGUAGAAGUUUAUGACAUCUCAAGUGAUUUUUCGGAUUACGAUUGGUUCACCACAGAAAUGGUGACAUGGGAGGAUGAAACAGAAAUAAGCUACAACAGCAUCUUCUCUUUCAAUGUGAGGAAGGAGAGACUAAAGGAGUUGCCGCUUGUCAGACGCUACAAAAAUGGCAAAAUAUUCAUUUUGGUCUUUCAAGAUGGAACUGGACAUGUGUGCUAUCCAUCGGGAAGACUUGCCAUCCUCGUGGCAACAUCGCAUUCAACCAACUCGUCUUGUGUGGUGGUUCUGGAGAAUGAAAUCGAUGAGCCACCGAUUAAGGCGCUUUUUACCAGCAGAGAGCAGACCUGCUUUCAUGAGAAUGGCAACAUUUGGGUUAAUCUUACUUCAAGAGGAGGUACGUUGUUCAGUGAGACGGGAGAUCUGAAGAAACACUGGAAGUGGCAGGAGAAUGAGCAACAUGUUCAUGCUCCCCCCUGCCAGCCCAUGCACCUCACCCUAAGCCCUUUCCUUAAAGUCCACAUCAAAUCCCAGGAAGAUAUCAGCAUCCUUUUCAACUCCAAUAAACACAGCGUGGAGGUCCACAAAGUGGCUAGUGUGAACGCGAAACAUGUCAGAAAGAAAACAGCGUCAGUGGCUGAGUCGCUUCAGUCUUAUCUGAGGCAGAAGAGUCCAGAGAUCAAGGCGCUGCUCCAGAACCUCCAGUCCCUCGUCACCGAUCAAAGCAGCGCAACUCCGUCGAAGGUCAGCCCUCAUCCUGCAGAUGGAGAGGCAGCAGCUGCCAGUGAAACGGCAACACUCUGCCAACAAGACCCCCCAUAGCGGACAAUGUCCUUCAAUAGGAUUUUCUCAUUUGUGUGAAGAGACUUGAGCCGUGGCGUCCCUUGAAUUUGAAUUUAACGACUAAGUGCUUUUUAGAAAUAAAGCCAAGUAACAUUAAUAACCUCUUCUUUUAUUACCAUAAAUAGAAGACCUCUACAAACCAAUUUACAUGGGACAAACCAAAGCAAAGAGUACACUGAUGACACAUCCAUUCUUCAUGUAAGAGCAAAAUAUUAUACUGUGUGAGAGUAAAUGCUGAAUUUACCAAGUUAUAAAAGAAGUAUAAAAACACAAGUUUUCAGUUUUGCUUUCCAAAUGUGCAACUAAACAACAAAAACAUUCAAAAUGGAGGUUGUAGGUGAGAAGGUUGGUGAAAACAUCCGUCUCUGCUUUGAUUAGAGAGAACAAACUUGUCAGACCUGACUCACCCAUAGUACAGGUCAUCAUUUGGCUACACAGACGGAGACCAACAAUGCCUUGCAAAAGGAUGAAUACUCCUUCACCUUCUUCACAUUUUUUCACCUUGUAACAACAAACUUCGGGGCUUUAAACAGAUUUUAUGCACCAACAGAAUUCUGUUCAAUUGUGAAGUAGAAGGAAAAGACAUUAACAUGCUUUGCAAGAAUAAAUCUGAAAUGUAUGACAAGCAUUUAUUUUCCCUUUGUAAUUUCGACAAGUAGUGCUCGUCUAGAUACUGAUAUUUUCACCCAUUUUUUCUGUACAAAGUAGUUCAAGCUGAAUCAAGAGCAUCUGUGAACAGUUCUUUUUGAAUUUAAAGUUUUUUGAAAUUUUAGAUUAUACAUUGGAUUUAGUUCCAGUAACAUAUGAAGAUGUUUGUUCUUAGCUAUUCUACCAUAGUCCAGGCUAGAUGUUCAAGGUUGUUGUUCUGCUGGAAGACGGACCUCUGCCUUCCCUCUCGGGUCUUCCCACAGCAAGAUGCUGCAACCACUAUGAGUCGUGGUAGAGAUUGAAUAUUUAGGAUAUUUUGCAUGUAGUGAAAAAACUGUUGUUGCUCUCAUUUAAAACACAAUAGCUUAUACAGAUUUGGUGCAUCCCUACCAGGUCU
Messenger RNA from Xiphophorus couchianus (Monterrey platyfish), 4628 nucleotides. Its product is annotated as glutamate-rich protein 6-like. Bases 2237 to 3562 code for a protein of 441 amino acids. The record is from RefSeq and is a predicted model, not a curated record. The transcript is spliced from 9 exons. NCBI's taxonomy places the organism in Eukaryota, Metazoa, Chordata, Actinopteri, Cyprinodontiformes, Poeciliidae.